Messenger RNA from Mandrillus leucophaeus (drill), 1117 nucleotides. It is a transcript of the gene CKB, whose product is annotated as creatine kinase, brain. Gene Ontology annotation, biological process: phosphocreatine biosynthetic process. Gene Ontology annotation, molecular function: creatine kinase activity. Bases 44 to 919 code for a protein of 291 amino acids. The transcript has 5 exons. NCBI's taxonomy places the organism in Eukaryota, Metazoa, Chordata, Mammalia, Primates, Cercopithecidae. The record is from RefSeq and is a predicted model, not a curated record.
CGGUCCCUGCUGACCCCGCGUCUCCCCGCAGCCCGCCGCCGCCAUGCCUUUCUCCAACAGCCACAACGCGCUGAAGCUGCGCUUCCCCGCCGAGGACGAGUUCCCGGACCUGAGCGCCCACAACAACCACAUGGCCAAGGUGCUGACCCCCGAGCUGUACGCGGAGCUGCGCGCCAAGAGCACGCCGAGCGGCUUCACGCUGGACGACGUCAUCCAGACAGGCGUGGACAACCCGGGCCACCCGUACAUCAUGACCGUGGGCUGCGUGGCGGGCGACGAGGAGUCCUACGACGUGUUCAAGGAUCUCUUCGACCCCAUCAUCGAGGACCGGCACGGCGGCUACAAGCCCAGCGAUGAGCACAAGACCGACCUCAACCCCGACAACCUGCAGGUGCGGGGCGGCGGGCGGGACCAGCCCUCCCGCAGGCACAAUGACAAUAAGACCUUCCUGGUGUGGGUCAACGAGGAGGACCACCUGCGGGUCAUCUCCAUGCAGAAGGGGGGCAACAUGAAGGAGGUGUUCACCCGGUUCUGCACCGGCCUCACCCAGAUUGAAACUCUCUUCAAGUCUAAGAACUAUGAGUUCAUGUGGAACCCUCACCUGGGCUACAUCCUCACCUGCCCAUCCAACCUGGGCACAGGGCUUCGGGCAGGAGUGCACAUCAAGCUGCCCCACCUGGGCAAGCAUGAGAAGUUCUCCGAGGUGCUUAAGCGGCUACGACUUCAGAAGCGAGGCACAGGCGGUGUGGACACGGCUGCGGUGGGCGGGGUCUUCGACGUCUCCAACGCUGACCGCCUGGGCUUCUCGGAGGUGGAGCUGGUGCAGAUGGUGGUGGACGGAGUGAAGCUGCUCAUCGAGAUGGAGCAGCGGCUGGAGCAGGGCCAGGCCAUCGACGACCUCAUGCCUGCCCAGAAGUGAAGCCUGGCCCACACCCGACACCAGCCCUGCUGCUUCCUAACUUAUUGCCUGGGCAGUGCCCACCAUGCACCCCUGAUGUUCGCCGCCUGGCGAGCCCUUAGCCUUGCUGUAGAGACUUCGUCACCCUUGGUAGAGUUUAUUUUUUUGAUGGCUAAGAUACUGCUGAUGCUGAAAUAAACUAGGGUUUUGGCCUGCCUG